Messenger RNA from Phyllotreta striolata, 1020 nucleotides. Lineage: Eukaryota; Metazoa; Arthropoda; Insecta; Coleoptera; Chrysomelidae. The record is from the annotation of a GenBank genome assembly.
AUGACGAAUAAACUAAAUAAGUACGAAAAAAUCGAGUUUCUGGGCGAAGGGCAAUUCGCCACGGUAUACAAAGCCCGAGAUGUGGACACCGACAACAUAGUAGCAGUGAAAAAAAUCAAACUGGGCAGCCGACAGGAGGCCCAAGACGGAAUAAAUCGCACGGCCCUCAGAGAAAUCAAACUCCUACAAGAACUCCACCACCUAAACAUAAUAGGUCUACUGGACGUAUUCGGGCACAUGUCCAACGUCUCGUUGGUGUUUGAUUUCAUGGACACCGAUUUGGAGGUGAUAAUAAAAGACAACACCAUCAUCCUCACUACCGCCAACAUCAAAUCGUACAUAUUGCAAACGUUGCAAGGACUCGAGUACCUCCAUUUGAACUGGAUAUUACACAGAGACUUGAAGCCCAAUAACCUGCUGGUAAACGCCAACGGGGUGCUGAAAGUGGGCGAUUUCGGUCUAGCCAAAUUGUACGGCUCCCCGAACCGAAUCAACACCCAUCAAGUGGUAACCAGAUGGUACAGACCUCCGGAGUUGCUGUUUGGAGCCAAGCAGUACGGUACUUGCAUCGAUAUGUGGGCGGUCGGGUGCAUUUUGGCCGAGUUGUUGCUCAGAGUUCCCCUUUUCCCCGGUGUUUCGGAUUUGGAUCAAUUAACGAAGAUAUUUGGAGUAUUUGGAAACCCUACUGAGGAGAACUGGCCGGGCGUGAGAGGCCUAUCGGACUACGUAGACUUCAAACCAUUCACUCCGAUCCCAUUGAAAAGCAUCUUUACUGCUGCAGGAGACGAUUUGCUCGAUUUAAUCGAAGGGCUUUUGGUGUUGAGCCCGAUCGGAAGGAGAAAUUGCACGGAAUCUCUCAAGAUGGCGUUCUUUUCCAACAAACCCGCCCCGACAGCCGGUCCUAAACUCCCGUUACCCCAAAGCUUACGGAAGGCACGUGAAGCCCAAAAACCGACAUUAAAGAGGAAGCUGUUGGAUAAAAUGGAAGGAGACAUUUUGGCGAAGCGUUUAGUGUUUUAA